This is a messenger RNA of Armigeres subalbatus, 1770 nucleotides long. RefSeq lists its product as uncharacterized. Gene Ontology annotation, biological process: regulation of transcription by RNA polymerase II. The record is from RefSeq and is a predicted model, not a curated record. The transcript is spliced from 4 exons. Bases 151 to 1770 code for a protein of 539 amino acids. Gene Ontology annotation, cellular component: nucleus. NCBI's taxonomy places the organism in Eukaryota, Metazoa, Arthropoda, Insecta, Diptera, Culicidae.
GGCAGUUGCUGUCGGUACACCCAAGAAAAGCUGGACGUAGGAAAUUUUGUCCGUCACUUCCGGACACGCCAUUAUGAACUGGCUGCAGCGAACGGUUUAUUUAAAGAUAAAGAAGUCCCGGAAAAGAAGCAGAGAGUUAUAGAGAAACGUAUGGUUGCCAUAGACACACCACUCUUGAUGGAUUCUGUGCUCCUAAUGAUAACAGUUCACAAUCUUCCCGCAAGAUGCCUUCAAUGGAAGGGCUUCAAGCAACUGCUUGAGCCACUAUCGAAUGCUUGCGGUGUUACCGUCAAUGGCGUGAACAUGAUGAAAAACAUCAAAGAGGUGGGUCAAAAAAUACGGGAACACAUUGCGUCGGAAGUACACGGGCGGCUAAUCAGCCUUAAAAUCGAUUCCGCUUCGCGGCAUCAGCGGCAUAUAUUGGGAAUCAAUGCCCAAUAUACUGUCGACGAUGUCGUAUGCAUUCGAACCCUGGAUAUGCUCGAAGUUCGUGAACGACAAACCGCCAAGUUCCUAAAAACGAAGAUAAUGGAAGUCGUUCUCAGCUACGGAGUUGUUGUGGGGCAAAUAUUUUCAGUGACAUGUGACAACGGAGCAAACAUGUUGGCAGCAGUGCGCCUCCUCAAACAGGAAUUCGAGCUGCUUGCCUGCGACUCGGAGAACAUUGACGAAAUGGAGCGGGCUGACCACGAAGCGCACGAAUUUGUUGCAGAAUUGGGAAACGAACUGCAGGAAAAUCUAAACUUAAUUCGAUGUGCCGUACACACCCUCCAGUUGGCAAUUCUGGACGUGAUUAAUAAAUCGAAUGCGUCAGUCAAGAUUGUUACGGAGAUCGCCAAAAAGUGCAAACACGUCAAAUAUACACUUAGCUUCGACACUGCGCAAGUAUCGCGUCCUCCAGUAUGGGGUCCUACUCGAUGGUGCGGCAUUUACGAAAUGAACGAUAGUUUUUUGCAGAACGAACAUUUCUUUAAACAAUUGGCGCAGCAGUUUCCUGAACUGGAUCUUGGUGAAACGUGGCAGUUCAUUCAAAACUACGUGGAAGCAUACAAGCCACUCUAUAUCUGCACGAAGAACAUGCAGGAGCGGCACGUGUCAUUGCCAGAUUUUUAUCUACAAUGGCUACUGGCCAUAAUGGAAGUUUCAAAACUGAAGGAUAAUCCAUUAUCUGCUCCUUUGAAAGAUGCGUUGACUAGCCGUUUAGAAAAGCUUCGGCAGUCAAGGGCCUUUAAGAUGGCUUUGUAUUUGGACCCACGACUGAAUUACAUGGGAUCAAAACUAUUCCACCCCGAAGAAAAAGAACACAUUCAGGGCUACAUCGUUGAAACGUAUAACAGGAUUAUUUCCUUCCGGGAAUCUGCCAAAUUACGUUUGGACACUUCAUCAUCAACCCAAGAGGACGACUUCGAUUCAUUCCUCAUUGACAUGUUCGGCAUAUGCGAUGCCCCUGUUUCUGGUGAAACCAGUGGGUCACGCUUUCUCCAGCAGCUCAAAGCGCUUGAAGUAGAACCGAGGCAAAAUCACGGCUACGAUGUAUGGAAGCACUGGGUCAACAGACGGGAUACAUCCCGAACUAUACGCCGUAGCUUCCGUGGUCCUGGCUGUUCCUCAAACCAGAUUUCGGUAGAAAGGGCCUUCAGCGCGCUGCCAGUAGUGAUGACAGAUCGUCGUGCAGGCCUCGGAGAAGAAAACCUGAGAAAUAUUCUUCUUGUCAAGCUCAACGAACCGCUGAUCGAAACUGUCAUGCCUCAGCUCUAUUCGACGCAUUAG